CUUUCGGACAACUCUCUUUGUUUCGGAAUCCACCAGCAGUCUUCCUAAAAAGUUGCAGGAAAAUGUCGAAAAAGCAUUCAGUUUUGUUUAUUUGCCUUGGAAAUAUCUGUAGAUCACCAAUAGCAGAGGCUGUUUUUCUGAGGUUACUUCAACAAAAAAAGCAGGAGCAGAAUUGGGAUGUUGAUAGUGCCGCUAUGGGAGACUGGCAUCUUGGACUGGGACCAAAUGAACGUACAGUUGUCACAUUGAAAAAAUUUGGAAUAACAGAUUACAAGCAUAUAGUUCGACAGAUUAAGCAAGAGGACUUUGAAAGAUUUGAUUAUAUAUUUGGUAUGGACCAUCAAAAUAUGAGUGACUUAGAUGGUAUAAAACCUAAGAACUGUCAUGCUAAAACAGUACUGCUUGGUGAAUAUGAUCCAAAGAAAGAACUUAUUAUUGUUGAUCCAUAUUUUGGCAAUGAUAUGAAGGAUUUUGAUAAAGUUUAUGAACAGUGUUGUCGAUGCUGUGAAGGAUUUUUUAAUGCUGUAACUGGAUCCUAACAAACUAUCAUUCAAUAGAUUAAGUUACUUUAUACAUGAACAAAAAUA
Messenger RNA from Mytilus trossulus (common blue mussel), 587 nucleotides. RefSeq names its product low molecular weight phosphotyrosine protein phosphatase-like. The transcript has 6 exons. Gene Ontology annotation, biological process: protein dephosphorylation. The record is from RefSeq and is a predicted model, not a curated record. Gene Ontology annotation, molecular function: acid phosphatase activity; non-membrane spanning protein tyrosine phosphatase activity. Gene Ontology annotation, cellular component: cytoplasm. The coding region runs from base 63 to 539 and encodes 158 amino acids. NCBI's taxonomy places the organism in Eukaryota, Metazoa, Mollusca, Bivalvia, Mytilida, Mytilidae.